AUGUCUCCAACACAUUCAAUCUCUAGUAUCGAGGAAGCUCCCUCGGUAGAAGAGAUACAACCCCAAAGAACCAAAUCACGCCGAUCAGAGAACGGCAAUGGCCUUCAUUUGGUUCAAAGUCAUCUUUCUCACCAUGAUAUGCCCGUGACCAAUGACGAGUAUCACGAGGUCGACGCCGAUCAGUAUCUACGCUUCUCCCAUACCCGCAAGAUAGUCAUUGUUGCAGUGCUAUCUUUUUGUUCGUUUCUGGCUCCAAUUUCCUCCACGUCGAUCUUAUCGGGUGUUCCAGAGGUUGCAUUGACAUACAAUACCACCGGAAGUAUCAUCAAUGCUAGCAAUGCCUUAUACCUGGGGUUUAUGGGGAUUGCGGCCCCAUUCUGGGGUCCAUUUAGUCAAGUGUGGGGACGAAGACCGAUCUUCCUGACCAGCGCUUUUCUCUUCUUUGUCUUCAGUAUUGGCACUGCGCUGGCUCCGAACCUUCCAGCAUACUUCAUCUUUCGUGUUCUUACUGCCUUCCAAGGAACAUCUUUCCUGGUUGUAGGUAGUUCCGCCAUUGGCGAUAUUUACGAGCCACGGGCUCGUGCCACGGCCCUCGGCUGGUUCCUAUCGGGUACCCUCAUCGGGCCAGCAUUUGGACCAUUCCUCGGCGGUGUUAUCGUCACAUUCUGCUCCUGGAGAGUAGUCUUCUGGCUCCAAACCGCACUAGGCGGCGUCGGCGCAUUACUAGUAUUUUUCUUCUUCCCAGAGACAUAUCCACACCUCGCCAAGGCAGACCCAGCCCAGAAGACCUCGAAGCAAAAAGCCAAGUUCCUCUGGCACCGCGUCAAUCCCGCGCGCGUGGGCAUCCUUCUAUUCUCGUACCCGAAUCUCUUUUUCGCGGGCCUAGCAGCCGGUGCACUGGUCUGGAACCAGUAUUCCCUCCUCACACCCAUCCGCUACGUGCUCAAUCCCCGCUUCAAUCUAACCAGUCCCAUCGAAUCGGGUCUCUUCUACAUCGCGCCGGGAUGCGGGUACCUAGUCGGCACGUUCAUGGGCGGGCGAUGGGCAGACCAUACUGUGAAGAAAUGGAUCCGCAAGCGCGGCGGCGUCCGUGUUCCAGAAGACAGACUUAAAUCUUGUCUUGUCUUUCUUGGGAUCGUUAUUCCCGGCUGCAUUCUCGUCUAUGGCUGGACUGUUGAGAAGGCUGUUGGUGGGAUUCCGGUCCCGGUGCUUGCGAUGUUUAUUCAAGGAAUCGCACAGCUCUUUUGUUUUCCCAGUUUGAAUACGUUUUGUUUGGAUGUUAUGCAGUCAUCUGGUCGAAGUGCGGAGGUUGUUGCGGGGAAUUACAUGUUCCGGUAUGUUUUUGCGGCCAUUGGCUCUGGCGUCGUGCUUCCGGCUGUCGAGGCUAUCGGUGUUGGAUGGUUUAGUACUAUCAGUGCCCUGUUCCUUGUGAUCGCGGGGCUGUGUGUCUGGGCGACUACAAUCUUUGGUGAUAAAUGGCGAAAGCAGGUUGAUGCUAAGAAUCAGCGCAAGGAGGGUGGAAUCAUUGAGGGCCCUUCUUCUCAACCGAACGAUGAAAAGAAGGCCGAGGUUUGA
Molecule: messenger RNA, 1575 nt
Organism: Penicillium verhagenii
Lineage: Eukaryota; Fungi; Ascomycota; Eurotiomycetes; Eurotiales; Aspergillaceae
Product: putative MFS transporter
Exons: 3
Coding region: 1-1575 (524 amino acids)
Biological process (GO): transmembrane transport
Molecular function (GO): transmembrane transporter activity
Source: RefSeq, a predicted model, not a curated record